Penicillium antarcticum is the source of this 984-nucleotide messenger RNA. Its product is annotated as rRNA-binding ribosome biosynthesis protein UTP23. The transcript has 3 exons. Gene Ontology annotation, molecular function: small ribosomal subunit rRNA binding. The coding region runs from base 1 to 984 and encodes 327 amino acids. The record is from RefSeq and is a predicted model, not a curated record. Gene Ontology annotation, cellular component: small-subunit processome; nucleolus. Lineage: Eukaryota; Fungi; Ascomycota; Eurotiomycetes; Eurotiales; Aspergillaceae.
AUGAGGGCCAAACGUUCCAAGAAGUAUCGCAAGCUUAUGCAUCAAUAUGAACUCGCUUUCGGGUUCCGUGAGGCUUACCAGGUGCUGGUGGACUCGAACUUCCUCCGCGCCACUGACUCCUUUAAGAUGGAUUUGAUUCCUGCACUUGAGCGAACAGUCCAGGGCAAAGUCAAGCCUCUAUUGACGAAAUGUUCACUCGCCGCUAUCAUGGCCGCGCAGCCCAUCAACCCGAAAACAGAAAAGCCCUACAGACCUUUGUUCCUCCCCCCGCCAACGGAACUGCCUCUCCGCCACUGCUCUCACAACGCGGAACACACGCCAAUCGACGAGAUCGAAUGUCUCCUCUCUCUGCUAUCCCCGAAUGCAGACUCAAAGAAGAACAAAGAGCACUACAUACUCGCAAGCGCAGACCCAAUUUUGAAGAAGCGAACCCCCAACGAUGAGCAGCGGAAAUACAAGCGCGAAGAUGAGCGCAAAGAAGAAGAGGCCAUGCGCCGUUCUCGGGCUUUACGGUCCCAGGCCCGCUCCAUCCCCGGUGUGCCUAUCAUCUACGUCAAGCGCUCCGUCAUGGUCCUCGAGCCUAUGAGCAACCCCUCCGAGUUGGUCCGCGAUGGCGUUGAGCGAGGAAAGUUCCGCGCUGGACUGGAUGCCGAUCCUAUGCUUGGAAAGCGCAAGCGUGAUGGAGAGGAGGGUGAAGGCGAAGAGUCGGCCGAACCUAAGAAGAAGCGUGGCCCGAAGGUUAAGGGUCCUAACCCGCUUAGUAUGAAGAAGCCCAAGAAGAGAACCGAUGCGCCUGCACCGACACCAAAGAAGAAGGUCGACACGGAUGUCUCUAAGGAUGCGGAUGCUACUGAGCAGCCCGAUGGCGAUGAGUCUGCUGCUAAGCCGAAGCGGAAGCGCCGUCACAACAAGGGUGGUUGGCAAGGAGAUGAGGAGCCUGUUGAGUCAAAUGAUGCGCCUACUUCUAUGGAGGUUGAUGCUUGA